Molecule: messenger RNA, 416 nt
Organism: Salarias fasciatus (jewelled blenny)
Lineage: Eukaryota; Metazoa; Chordata; Actinopteri; Blenniiformes; Blenniidae
Gene: rpl39
Product: ribosomal protein L39
Exons: 3
Coding region: 87-242 (51 amino acids)
Biological process (GO): translation
Cellular component (GO): ribosome; cytosolic large ribosomal subunit
Molecular function (GO): structural constituent of ribosome
Source: RefSeq, a predicted model, not a curated record
UGGGCACCGAUUGGCCAUUAACCUCCUACGUCACGUCCUUCUUCCUCUUCGACCACCGCCAUAGUGGGAAAAGGACUGUGGACAAAAUGUCGUCCCACAAGACCUUCAGGAUCAAGCGUUUCCUCGCCAAGAAGCAGAAACAGAACAGGCCGAUUCCUCAGUGGAUCAGAAUGAAGACCGGAAACAAGAUCAGGUACAACUCCAAGAGGAGACACUGGAGGAGGACCAAGCUUGGCCUGUAAACAGGAGGAUCUGUGGAUCCCGGCCUCCCUCCGCCUUCCCGACAUCACCAGGACCUCCAGCUGCUGGAGCGUGCCGGCCGGAGGGGGCCAUGUUAUCUGGAGCAGCCGUCGUUUUGUACAGAUACUCUGGUUAUUCUCAUGUUUGACAAUAAAAGAUCUGUGAUCAAACUUGAA